Drosophila guanche is the source of this 874-nucleotide messenger RNA. Its product is annotated as transmembrane protein 223. Bases 98 to 793 code for a protein of 231 amino acids. Gene Ontology annotation, cellular component: mitochondrion. Lineage: Eukaryota; Metazoa; Arthropoda; Insecta; Diptera; Drosophilidae. Gene Ontology annotation, biological process: nervous system development. The transcript has 2 exons. The record is from RefSeq and is a predicted model, not a curated record.
GUUCCGGUUCGUUUUCAUGAAAACAUAAACAUCUGUAGAUUGUAGGUUAUUUUGUUUUAUAAUAAAUGCAGAUUUAUUCAUAGAAAUAUCAGUUAAAAUGAGUAAUCUCAUAAACUUUGCUUUAAGAAAGGGUGCAAGCCUGUUGACAAGGCGCAGCCUGCAAUGUUUUCGACUAGCACUUCCGGUAGUGGUCAACAAAACGCCGGUUGCUGGCGCAAUAAAAAACUAUUCCUCUCGAGCUGCGCCGUUUGAUGUGAGCACAAGCGUGCCAAAGGAUUUAAUCCUCUUCAAGUAUGAGAAUCCAAGGUUCUACAAAAUGCUGAACUUUUUCGGAAUAUGCCAAUUUGUGUUCUGGACAUACCUUUCCCACUUUGCCUUUACAACGCUAAAGGAUGCCCCCGUGGUGGAGAAGCCAGGAGACGAGUUGAAGUGGUUUCAGCGCAUAAAUCUUGGCGACAACAAGUACAGGAAUGGCAUCACCGCUUGCUGCUUUUUGAUUGGCUACGGAAUUUUGUUUGCGGUUUGGAUGUUUACGCUCCGCUCCGUGCGUUUCCUCAUCCUACGCAAGGGUGGUCAGAGUGUCUCGUUUGUUACCUAUGGACCCUUCAACCGCAAUCGUAUUAUGACUGUCCCACUUAAAUGCAUCUCAGCGCAGGAGUCCCGUGAAAUGGCCAGGGUGCAACUACCCAUCAAGGUUAAGGAUAGGACACUCUACUACGUGCUGGAUAUGCGUGGAGAAUUCCGUAACCCCCAACUGUUCGACUACACGGCGGGGUUAAAGAGACGCAUUUAAGUGAUUUGUUCAGUUCAUUAAAAAUUUUGCAACUUAUUUGUAAAUACACAUGUACCCUAAUUAAUCGUAAACUCUGACUUA